Messenger RNA from Botrytis cinerea B05.10, 882 nucleotides. RefSeq lists its product as hypothetical. Bases 173 to 664 code for a protein of 163 amino acids. The transcript has 3 exons. NCBI's taxonomy places the organism in Eukaryota, Fungi, Ascomycota, Leotiomycetes, Helotiales, Sclerotiniaceae. Gene Ontology annotation, molecular function: carbon-sulfur lyase activity. The record is from RefSeq and is a predicted model, not a curated record.
GGAUUUAUGACGUAAGCUGUUGGAGCUCUAAUGAGGGGUUAACAUCGUUGACAACUACCUGAGUAAAAAACGACACAUUUGUAAUGAUAAAUUCAUAUUAAAGAAAUCUAUUUUCUUGCUUCCGAGUAGCCAUUCUAUUAACAAGCCUCGUAUAUUACCUUAAGUACUCAAAAUGCCAAUGAAACUAGAAGGAAGCUGCCAAUGCGGCCUUGUGGAAUUCUCUCUCCAAUCUCAGACUCCCGUUCCAUACCAAGUCUGCGCUUGUUCCAUCUGUCGCAAAUGUGGGGGUUAUGGUGGAUGCGUUAAUCUAGGCGGCAUAGCCUCUACCCUCGAGAUUACCAAGGGCAAAGAACACGUGAAAAAAUACACUGCAACCGCUGACCGCGGCAAACCCACCGCCAAAAAAUGCACAUCCGAACGUAAUUUCUGUAGCGAGUGUGCAUCGAUGCUCUGGCUCUGGGACAAAACAUGGCCGGAACUAAUUCAUCCUUUUGCAAGCGCAAUUGAUACGGAACUGCCGGUUGCGGAAGAAAUGGUUUGUGUGAAAGGGGAUAGUAAGCCGGAAUAUGUUAGGUGGCCGGAGGGAAAGAAGAAGGUUUAUGAAGGGUAUGGGGAGUUUAGUAUUGAGGAGUGGCACAAGGAGAAGGGAGUAUGGGUUGAGUGAAGAGAUGAUAGGAUUGUAGUAUUUGAGUAUCUGAAAGCAUUUGAUCUGCGACGAUAAUGAUUUUUACGCUUGCCUGAUGUAUUGUGGACGUUACCUUUAUUUUAUGAUUAUCUUACAAUACCGUCUUUCCUUCAGGCUUUCAAACAGGGAAAUCCAAGUUUGCACCUUGCGAUAUUGACCACAAGGCUUUAGAAUACAGGAAGGCGCUCUCUAUAGCA